CCCCCCCCGCCCCAGCCCGGCGUUCCCUGUCCCCUGGCGAGCCCGCCUCUGUCCCCUCCCGCUUGGGAGACGGACUCCGGGGGCUCAGGCCGGGUCUAGCUGGUCUGACGGGCCCCGCAGGUGGCCUUGCUCCCUGCCAGACCCUCCUGACGGUCGGGGCCCAGCGCCCGCAACUCGUGGCUUUGUUCUGUUUCGUUUCGCUUUUCACGUGCUUGGUUCGGGCGGUGUGCGUCGGUCGCAGCUCGCGCUGCUCGGCGAGCACGGCGUCUUGGAGUCCACACAGCCCCUUCCUCGGCCCAUGGCUCGGGCGUCCCUCUUGUUGGCUGCAAGAAGACACCCGGUACAACAAUGCCAUCCCCACUGGCCCCCCCACGCCUGCCCUCUGUGGACCCCGUGGCUAUCCUGGACCAGCCUGAGGCAGCGCGCCUGCGCUUCCGGGGAUUCUGCUACCAGGAGGUGGCAGGUCCCCGUGAGGCCCUGGCCCGGCUCCGGGAGCUGUGCCGCCAGUGGCUGCGGCCCGAGGCGCACUCCAAGGAGCAGAUGCUGGAGCUGCUGGUGCUGGAGCAGUUCCUGGGCACGCUGCCUCCCGAGAUUCAGGCCUGGGUGCGGGCCCAGCGGCCCGGCAGCCCUGAGGAGGCCGUAGCCCUGGUCGAGGGCCUGCAGCAUGACCCUGGGCAGCUGCUGGGCUGGAUCACAGCCCAUGUCCUGAAGCAAGUGGUGCUCCCGGCAGCACAGAAGACGGAGGAGUCUUUGGGGAGCUCCCACCCUUCAGGGACAGUGGAGCUCCUCAGGGCAACCUCUGCGGAGGCCUCACAGGACACCCCCGUGGAGAAGUCUGCCCAGCUUAGCUGCAGUGUGAAGGAGGAGCCAGAUGCUGAUGGGCAGGAGAUGGCACCUUCCAACCCCCCAGAUCCAGCCCAGUCCCACGAGGGGCGCCCUGGACACCGGGAACCAGCCUCCAUGUCCUUCCACCCACCCAGGAUUCAGCAGGGAUACCAGCCCCCCCGCCGGAGGCACGGGCUGAGUCGGGGCCGGGGGCCAUGUGUACAGGGACAGAGGGUAGAAGAAACCUCCACCCGGGAGAGGAGAGGGAGAGUCACUGCGAGGGUCCGCCCCACUGCCCAGAGGCCCAGCCACCCCGGGGCCCGGGGUCUGUCACCUGGGAGGGCCCGUCUGGGGCCCCUGUGUCUGCCAGGGCAAUGCUGGGAACAGAGCUGGAGCCUGGUGCCCCGAGGAGGAAGCCUUACACCUGUGAGCUGUGUGGCCGAGGAUUUGACUGGAAAUCAGUCUUUGUCAUCCACCACCGGACGCAUGCAGAUGGGCAGGGUACACGGGCCCCGGCACUGGCCGUCGGGGGUGCUCAGAAGCUGCCACAGGGUUCCCAGGAGCCAGGCACACCCCGGUACCCCCGGCGCGUGCUCCCAGGGCCCCGGAACUAUGCGUGUGAGGAGUGUGGGCGCAGCUUUAGCUGGAAGUCGCAGCUGGUCAUCCACCGCAAGAGCCAUGCGGGUCAGCGGCGCCACUUCUGUGGAGACUGCGGCCGUGGCUUCGACUGGAAGUCCCAGCUGGUUAUCCACAGGAAGAGCCACCGGCCUGAAGCCCCGUGAGUGGCUCGAGAAGGCGGCCUCAUCUUGGGGGCCUUGGAGCCUCCAGGGCCUGGACACAGUUCCCGGGGCUCUGGUUCCAGCCGUCCCAGGGCUGCUCAGCCUCUGUGAAUCAGAGUUUCCAGGAGGGUCCCCUGCCCCAUUUCAGUCUCCCCAAAACAGCCACCUGGGUGUAAGUAAAAGAAGCUGCCUGGUGGGGCCUGGCUUGGAACCCGCGGCCUAAGCCUGGUGACUUCCAAGCUCUGAGAUCCCCAGCUGUGACCUGAUGCAGGCUGACAGGCUAAGGACUCUCGCUACCCCUGGGACCUUAGUGGCCCCAGGUGGAUGCUCAGAAACUGCCCCUUUCCACCCUUCCUGAAGCUUCUGGGCCUGAUGUCUUGGUGUGGAAGGUGCUGAAAGCUCAGAAGAGCAUGCUUUGCUUCUGUUUGCAGGCGGAUGGAAAACUUAACGACCCUCCACAUUUGAGAUUUUUAAAAAUUCCACUUUUAUAAUGGGAAGUUUCUGCAUAGGAAUUCUGAUCUCUGCUUUCUGCUGGUCAGAACAUCAGCAGUGCCACUCCUGCCUGGCAGCUGGACCCACAAGAAGGGCCAGCAGUCCUGGCCUCCUGGCCUCCUUUGUUCCUCGGCCACCAUGUCAUUCCUUGGACUCCUUGGCCUUUGAGCUCUUGAGUCUCAACUUGAGUGGACCCUAAGGGGACUUCCUUCGCAAGUAUGGAUGAAAAAGGGUGGCCACUGAGGAAGGGUACACAAACGGAUGUCACUGGGGCCAUGUGAUUUAAAAGUAGUUUGUGAUCACUUGGACUAAUUUGAAAUAUACAAGAGAGCACAGGUAAGGGGAAUGACCCUGAGUUCCACUGUCUCG
Molecule: messenger RNA, 2465 nt
Organism: Callorhinus ursinus (northern fur seal)
Lineage: Eukaryota; Metazoa; Chordata; Mammalia; Carnivora; Otariidae
Source: RefSeq, a predicted model, not a curated record